UUCUAAACCGGCCCAGUGUAUAAAUACUCGUCGAUUUCAAACGUUUAUGCAGUUCGAAAGCAGCCUUUCAAAGCCAAUACAUCGGGAGUCAAGAUGAAAGCUUUUCUGUGCACCUUCAGUAUCGUCCUUGCUGCGGCCAUGUCCGUCAAUGGCGAUAUGCCAGGCGAACUGAAGCCAGCUUUCCAAGAGUGCCACAACGAGUUGUUAGGAACGCCUCAGGAGGAACCAACCGGACCACCCAACAUGGACGACCCCAAAGUAAAGUGCAUCCACGCGUGCGUCGCGAAAAAAAUCGGCCACAUGGUUGACGGCAAGAUAGUCGCGGAAAAGGAAAUCGAAAGCGCCAAGCAGCACAUGCCCAAUGCUGACAAUAGCUUGACGGACAAGAUCACCGAGUGCGCUAACAAAGCCAACGAGCAAAGCGACGAGUGCGAGGUAUCUGCCGCCUUUCACAAGUGCAUCGUGGAGAAGGUCGGACCCCCAGAGCAUCACCACUCAAACGUCAAGAUGAAAGCUUUUCUGUGUGUUUUGGGCGUCAUCAUUGCCGCGGCGUCCGCCAGCUGCGGAAUGCCAGAAGAGAUGAAGCAGGCUUUCAAAGAAUGCCACACUGAACUGGGUAUGCCCGAUGAAAAACCUCAUGGACCGCCCAACCCUGAUGACCCUAAGAUCAAGUGUUUCCACGCAUGCAUCAUGAAGAAGGCCGGCAAAAUGGUUGAUGGCAAGUUGGACGCCGACAAAGAGAUCGAAUUCGCCAAGAAACGCAUGCCCAAUGCCGAUGACAGCAUGAUCGAAAAGAUCACCGAGUGCGUUAAGACAGCCAACGAACAAAGCGACGAGUGCGAAGUGGCUGGAGCCAUGCACAAGUGCAUAAUGGAGAAAGUUGGAUCCCCUCCUCAUCAUCAUCGCCACUAAACUCGAUUUUUCAAACAUCUUCGAGAUAAUUCAACGCUGGCACCAUACUCUACUCAAAAUGCUAUUAACUAUUCAACUAUACUACAAGUACUCGUUUCUAUGUUUUGCAUGCCCAUUUUAAGAAUGACGGCUCGAAAAACUGGCAUACGUUUAUGUACGCAUGGAUGAAGAAAAUCAAUAAAAAAAUUUAAACAAGAA
Molecule: messenger RNA, 1110 nt
Organism: Nasonia vitripennis (jewel wasp)
Lineage: Eukaryota; Metazoa; Arthropoda; Insecta; Hymenoptera; Pteromalidae
Exons: 10
Coding region: 94-912 (272 amino acids)
Biological process (GO): sensory perception of smell
Molecular function (GO): odorant binding
Source: RefSeq, a predicted model, not a curated record